Molecule: messenger RNA, 1491 nt
Organism: Lolium perenne
Lineage: Eukaryota; Viridiplantae; Streptophyta; Magnoliopsida; Poales; Poaceae
Source: RefSeq, a predicted model, not a curated record
GUGUUAGUUGUGCCAUGAGAUGAUUACUAGCGCGCGGUCCUUAAAAAAUAAGCCUUCUCGACACACAGGCAACUGGCUAGCCACUCACCGCAUGUUCUUAUCCGCUCAUCUCCACCACUCACUCACUCUCUCCAAUGCUACCCCGAAUCGAGCGAGAAGGUGUCGAGCGUAAUCGAGCUACUGCGCGAAAUCGACCUCUCGCACGACGGCGCGUUCGAUUGCGCUCUGCGAGUAGCCCCAGCCGUUGCUCUCCAGCGCGCCCAACGGCCCGUCGCACCACGGCGCCUCGCACGGGUGCUCCGGCUCUAGGCACCGGUACUGGCCGGCGUCAUCGACAUCCUCGCAGUUGUCGUUCCUAGCGAGCCGCGUCCAGCGGCCGGACCAGACGUUGCGGCGGAAGUCGACAGCGCGGCAGGUCUCCAGCGCAGGGAGCGACGCGAUGCGGCCCUGGAUAACGAAGUCGGGUUCAUCGAGGCCGGCCUCGUCCCCUUCCCUCACUACGACAGCAGCUCGUCGUCGCCUUCGCUCGGGUUCACCCUGGACUGGGACGGCGGCGGCGGGUUCCGGCGCGGGUACUGCCUCAAGCGCGGGCGCGUCGACCAUGAGCGGAGGAAGGGCAUCCCGUGGACCGAGGAGGAGGCGAGGAGCACAGGUUGUUCCAGGCCUCCCUGGAGAGGUCGAUCUCGAAGAAGUCCCCGCCGAGGCAGCAGCGUGCGCCGGCGUCGUUCAGCGCCUAGAACCUGAACUCGUGAAUCUCGGCGGCGCUGAGCUCGGUCACGCGGCCCGCCGCCGCGUCAGCCCCGGCCUCCCCUACCUCGAGCUCCUUGUUGGGGGCGCGUCCAUGGGGCGGUUCCGUUUUUCUUAGGCCUGCGGAUGACAUCGUGGGGGUAGCCCGCACCGCGGCGGACAGUCCCUUGGCAUCCUCGCGGCCGUAGGCGCGCUGCUCCUCCAUGCCCUCCAGUGCUGUGCCAUCUCCGUCCGCAUCGCGGCCUUCUCCUCUUGCAGCCUCCUGUGGCCACCCUUUACCUCUUCGUCGUGUGCCAAGCAGGCGCGGUCGCAGAGCGCGCCGCGGAAUCGCCCGGAACCUGCCUCGCCGUCGCCGAGCGGGCAGCGAAGUGCUUCCCUGGACCCGCGGGACCUCGCCGCCGGCCAAUGUCAGGCGCGCGCACCCUCGCCCGGCAGGAGCUCCGUCGACGAGGCGAGCGUGAGGCCGAUUUUGGGGAAGGCGGAGCGGGGCCACGGGGCCGCGGCGCUGUUGCUCGUGCAGGCAGAGCACCAGGGCAGCGGUCUGGGGCGGCACGGGAGAAGGUGCCCGACAGCCUACGGGCCAGGUCGGCGCUCUGAUGCUUGUCCGAGAUUCUCAAUGGGAUCUCCGGCGCCGACGAGGAUAGGCUAAGUUGCAGUCUCGGCAGGUGCUCUGUGCUCUGUGCGUCCUCAAAAUUAUUGACCAAACUAAAAAUUAUAUGAAGAGAUCAAGUGUAUCUGUCGCAA